GUCAAUUCAUAGAAGUCUAACCUCGUGGAAAUAUUAACUUAUAUCACGCUUUCCCUAUUUUAAACAAAAUGGCUUUAUCUUUGCACCCUAUUCAAUUAUUGAAAAACGAAGCUGAAGAAGAUAGAGGAGAGAAUGCACGAUUGUCAAGUUUUAUUGGUGCCAUUGCCAUUGGGGAUUUGGUUAAGAGUACUUUAGGACCAAAAGGAAUGGACAAAAUUAUACAAUCAUCUGGUAUGGAUGGGCGUGGAAUAGGAGAUAUUCAAAUAACUAAUGAUGGUGCAACAAUUUUAAAAUCAAUAGGGGUUGAUAAUCCUGCCGCCAAAGUGUUAGUUGACAUAGCAAAAACUCAAGAUAAUGAAGUAGGAGAUGGAACUACAUCAGUAUGUGUUUUGGCCUGUGAAUUGUUAAAGGAAGGCGAAAAAUUGAUUCACCAAAAAAUACAUCCGCAAAUUAUUGUAUCUGGUUGGAGAAAAGCUACAGAUGAAGCCCGCCGGGUUUUGAAAGAAUCGGCUAUCGAUAAUAGAAAUGACAAAACCAAAUUUAAUAAGGAUUUGAUGAACAUUGCCAGAACAACUCUUAGUUCCAAAAAUUUGGCCCAGCACAAAGAUUUUUUUGCCAAAUUAGCGGUCUCAGCUGCCAUGAGAUUGAAAGGCAAGGAAGAUUUAAAAGCUAUACAAAUCAUCAAAAAAUUGGGAGGCAAUCUUAUUGAUUCUUAUCUAGACGAUGGUUUUAUCCUAGACAAGAAAAUAGGCCUUAACCAACCCAAAAAGAUAACGAAAGCCAAAAUUCUUUUAGCCAACACCCCCAUGGAUACAGAUAAGGUUAAAGUGUUUGGUUCUCGCAUCAGGGUGGACAGUAUGGCAAAGGUUGCCGAAUUGGAAGGUGCCGAGAAGCUCAAAAUGAAGGAGAAAGUUCAAAAUAUCCUCCAAUAUGGCGAAAACGUUUUUAUUAAUCGGCAACUGAUUUACAAUUAUCCUGAACAACUCUUUGCUGACGCUGGUGUCAUGGCUAUUGAGCACGCUGAUUUUGAUGGCAUUGAAAGACUGGCACUUGUCACCGGUGGUGAAAUACUUUCAACAUUUAAUGCUGAACCAGGACAAGUUAAGCUGGGCCACUGUGAAUUGAUUGAGGAGAUCAUGAUUGGUGAAGAUAAAAUGAUUAAAUUUUCAGGGACCCCCAAUGCUGAAGCAUGCACGAUAGUUCUCAGGGCCGCUACUACUCACAUUUUGGACGAAGCAGAAAGAGCCCUUCAUGACGCUCUUUGUGUGCUAAGCCAAGCGCUCUCCACCAUCAACCCCACCAAUCUGGACAAGGGGGGCAAAAAAGGUGCUCAAUCUACCCAUGGAGUGGUGUGCGGAGGAGGUGCCUCAGAAAUGUUGAUGGCGGUUGCUGUUAAUAAACUAGCCCAAAGUACCCCUGGAAAAGAAGCCUUGGCUAUGGAAUCAUUUGCUAAUGCUUUAAUUCAAUUGCCCACUAUCAUAUCCGAUAAUGCUGGAUUAGACACCGCCGAUCUGAUACCAAAACUGAGAGCUUGCCACUUUAAGGGUCAACACAAAAUGGGACUUAACGUUCUAACUGGCGACCUAGGCGACAUGAAUUCCUUGGGAGUAACGGAACCGUUCAUCGUCAAACUUCAAAUCUUGCUCAGCGCUUCCGAAGCUGCGGAAAUGAUAAUGAGAGUAGACGACGUAAUAAAACAAGCACCCAGAAAGAGGGUUCCUGAUAGACAUCCUUGUUGAAAAUGAUAUUUUAGAAAUUGAUCAUUCUCUUUAUUUUCUCUUUUAAAUAAUUUUUUUUUGUAAUAUUCUUUGAUUCUGUAAAACAAUGAUUGUUAAAACGUUCGCUUUAUCCAAAAUAUUAUUAUAUUGCUUUUACUUUCGUUCCUGUA
This is a messenger RNA of Gordionus sp. m RMFG-2023, 1888 nucleotides long. Its product is annotated as T-complex protein 1 subunit beta-like. Gene Ontology annotation, molecular function: ATP-dependent protein folding chaperone; ATP binding; ATP hydrolysis activity. Gene Ontology annotation, cellular component: chaperonin-containing T-complex; cytosol. The record is from RefSeq and is a predicted model, not a curated record. Lineage: Eukaryota; Metazoa; Nematomorpha; Gordioida; Chordodea; Parachordodidae. Bases 69 to 1739 code for a protein of 556 amino acids. The transcript is spliced from 15 exons. Gene Ontology annotation, biological process: protein folding.